AUGGCUCGUUCCAGAGACGAUUCUCGGCGCAGUCGCUCUUGCUCACGAGAGCGCCGCCGCUCGCCCCGCUCCUCCCAAAGACGCAGCCGAAGUCGCAGUAGGUCUCAACUGCGCCGUCGUCGUAGUCGCAGCUUCAGUAGAAACUCCAACCUGUCGCGCUGUUCCCAGCACUCUCGGCGCAACCCGGAUGGACUGUUCGCGCUUCAAUCUCGCGACUCUGAGCGAGAUUCCAGCCGCUCUCGCGUGUCUCUAUUAGGUCUAGACAAACUAGCAGCCGAAAAGCGCCAAGAAGGUGGAAUUCGCAGCUCGGAAAGCUCCAAGACAGCUUCAAACCGACCUCCGUUGGAGACUUCCAGUACCUCAUCACUGUCGCGCUCAGAACGCGGUACAGGGCUCAACGCCAGUGAAUGGGACGCUCCGGAACGUCUUCGGAGUGUAGAGAAUCCUCGGGAUCUUUCGGAUCAGUCAGAGACGCCCAAAACAAGUGAGGGAAGCAGAUAUAGCAGAUCCAGCAGCUCUAGAAGGGAACGAGACGACCGUCGCAGCAGAAGUAGCAGUGCCAGUACGUGGAGAGGACAGAGAGGCUCUCCACCGCCUACUAGAGACCCCUAUAGACGCAGAGAGAAGCUGGAAGCCCCCAAAAAGCAGUACGACGACCAAGUGGAGGAGGAGUUCGACCGAGAGUUCUACUUAAAUGACGAUGCUGGGGGCAUCGAGGCUCACGAGGGCCACGUGUUUCUUGGUAGUGAGGAGAAGUUCAAGGCUCUGGAGCAGCAGCUGGAGCAAACGCGAGCGAGAGGAGACAACAAACUCAAGGGCAUGUCAGCCAGAGCCUCGGCUUUGUCAGCUGAUCAAGAGGCGUGGGAGAAGAACCGACUGCUGACCAGCGGCGUCGUGGCGUCUGGACGAGUUGACACUGAUUUCGACGACGAACUGGACUCGAGAGUGCAAAUUAUGGUCCACAGCACCAAACCCCCUUUUCUGGACGGACGGGUGGCGUUCACGACGCAAGUGGAGAUGGUGGCGACUGUGAAAGACCCGACGUCGGACAUGGCGGUGUGUGCGAGGAAAGGGAGCGAGUUGCUGCGUGAAGUGAGGGAGCAAAGAGAGCGCAACAAGAUGAGGAAAAGGUUCUGGGAGGUCGGAGGGUCACGGAUGGGCGACGCUAUUGGCAUCAAGAAAGACGCUGGCUCGGAUGACGAGGAAGAGGAGAAACGAGAAGAAGAAUCGGAGAAUUACAAGCAGGACUCGCAGUUCUCCACCCAUCUGAAGAAGCAAAAGGCGGUCAGUGUGUUCGCCAAGACGCGUACGCUGCGUCAGCAACGAGAGUUUCUGCCUAUUUUCCAGUGUCGAGAGGAGUUGCUGCAGGUGAUUCGAGAGAAUCAGAUCGUCGUGAUUGUCGGAGAAACGGGGUCCGGGAAGACCACGCAACUGACUCAGUACUUGCACGAAGAAGGAUACUCGGAGUUUGGCAUGAUCGGAUGUACCCAACCACGUCGUGUGGCUGCCAUGUCGGUGGCUCAGCGUGUCAGUGAAGAGAUGGAGGUUACGCUCGGGGAAGAAGUGGGUUACGCUAUUCGAUUCGAGGACCUGACGUCGGACAAGACCAUCAUCAAGUACAUGACGGAAGGAGUGUUGUUACGCGAGUCUCUGCGUGAGUCCGACCUUGACUCGUACUCGUGUGUGAUCAUGGACGAGGCCCACGAACGAGCGUUGAACACUGACGUGCUCUUCGGUAUCUUACGUAAGGUGGUUCAACGUCGCAGCGACUUCAAACUGAUCGUGACGUCUGCGACGUUAGAUGCAGACAAGUUCGCCAACUUCUUUGGCGGUGUACCCAUGUUCACGAUCCCUGGUCGGACGUUCCAUGUGGAUACACGCUAUGCCAAGUCUUCGAGCGAAGACUACGUCGAUGCAGCAGUGAAGCAAGUGAUGCAGAUCCACUUAUCGCACCCUCCAGGGGACGUCCUGGUGUUCAUGACAGGCCAAGAAGACAUUGAAGCGACGUGCUACGUGCUGGCAGAUCGGAUGGGGAAGCUGGACGGCGCGCCUCCACUUAUGGUGCUGCCCAUGUACUCCCAGCUUCCAGCUGAUCUGCAGGCCAAGAUCUUUGACGCUUCAGACAUCCGCAAGUGUAUCGUAUCGACGAAUAUCGCCGAGACGUCGUUGACGGUGGACGGCAUCAAGUACGUCAUCGACACGGGAUUCUGCAAGGUGAAAGUGUACAACCCCAAGAUCGGCAUGGACGCGCUGCAGGUGAGUCCCAUCAGUCAGCAGAACGCCAAUCAACGUGCCGGUCGAGCUGGUCGCACUGGUCCUGGUGUAGCUUAUCGCCUGUACACUCAGCGACAGUUCGUCAACGAGCUCCUGGAAGCGCAGAUUCCAGAGAUCCAGCGAACGAAUCUGGGCUACGUUGUGCUACUGCUCAAGUCUCUGGGCGUUUCUAACUUACUAGAGUUCGAUUUCAUGGAUCCACCGCCACAAGACAACAUCACCAACUCCAUGUACCAGUUGUGGGUGUUGGGAGCGUUGGAUAAUACGGGCGAGCUGACUGAAAUCGGCAAGAAGAUGGUCGUGUUCCCUCUGGAUCCGCCCCUAGCGAAGAUGUUGCUGUUCAGUGAACAACUGGGGUGUACAACUGAGGUUCUCAUCGUGGUGAGUAUGCUGUCAGUCCCCAGUGUGUUCUUCCGUCCUAAAGAUCGAGAGGAAGAGAGUGACGCUGCACGAGAGAAGUUCUUUGUCCCAGAAAGUGACCACCUUACCCUGCUGAAUGUGUAUCAACAAUGGGAGUCCAACCGCCACUCCGCUCAAUGGUGUUCUAAUCACUUCAUCCAUGCCAAAGGCCUGCGAAAAGCGCGUGAGGUGCGGGAGCAGCUGGCCGAUAUUAUGAAGCAGCAACGUGUGCGUCUCCGAUCGUGUGAAGGACGUUGGGAUGUGGUCCGGAAGGCCAUUUGCUCGGCGUAUUUCUACAAUUCGGCGCAGAUCAAGGGCAUCGGCGAGUAUGUCAACAUGCUGACGGGUAUGCCUUGUAAUUUGCAUCCUAGUGCUGCGUUGUUUGGCCUCGGAUACACGCCAGACUUUGUCGUGUACCAUGAACUUAUCUACACCAGCAAAGAGUACAUGCAGUGUGCUACAGCAGUGGAAGGAGAGUGGCUGGCAGAGCUCGGCCCCAUGUUUUUCAGUGUGAAGGAGUCGUUCCAGUCACGAUUACUCAAACGGAUGAAGGAAAAGGAGGAAGCGGCAGAGAUGGAGAGCGAAAUGGAGGCGUCUCGACAUGCCAAAGAGGAGGAAGCCAAAGAGGAAUUAGAAAAGAAACUCGCGACAAAUCGUCAAAACAAGAAGCAACGGAUGACCGUGGCGGGUCCUGGACGCUCCGACCCGCCUGCCAGUUUUGCCAAGACAACGAGACGGCCACCUCGUCCUCGUCGCUUUGGGUUUUAG
Phytophthora infestans T30-4 is the source of this 3441-nucleotide messenger RNA. Its product is annotated as pre-mRNA-splicing factor ATP-dependent RNA helicase PRP16. The record is from RefSeq and is a predicted model, not a curated record. Gene Ontology annotation, molecular function: ATP binding; ATP hydrolysis activity; RNA binding. The transcript has a single exon. Bases 1 to 3441 code for a protein of 1146 amino acids. Lineage: Eukaryota; Oomycota; Peronosporomycetes; Peronosporales; Peronosporaceae. Gene Ontology annotation, biological process: mRNA splicing, via spliceosome. Gene Ontology annotation, cellular component: spliceosomal complex; intracellular anatomical structure.